Messenger RNA from Saccharomyces kudriavzevii IFO 1802, 4674 nucleotides. RefSeq names its product E3 ubiquitin-protein ligase IRC20 (gene IRC20). Gene Ontology annotation, biological process: protein polyubiquitination; DNA damage response. The record is from RefSeq and is a predicted model, not a curated record. The transcript has a single exon. The coding region runs from base 1 to 4674 and encodes 1557 amino acids. Lineage: Eukaryota; Fungi; Ascomycota; Saccharomycetes; Saccharomycetales; Saccharomycetaceae. Gene Ontology annotation, cellular component: nucleus. Gene Ontology annotation, molecular function: ATP binding; ubiquitin protein ligase activity; ATP-dependent chromatin remodeler activity.
AUGAGUGAUGGGGCUCCCCUUGUAACAAGGGAGUACAAUGUAGUUGCCAAAAGUUGCGACAGUUUCUUGGAUAGCGGUUCGUUCAACUCAGUGGUAGCAGCAACGCAGGCGCUAAAUCAGAAACAAGAAAAUGCGACUCAAAAAACGAGCAAAGUCGGAAAAGAGCUGCUUAACGUGGCCUCGAUUAAUAUUGAGAUUCCAGAAAAUCUAAGCUUUGGUAAAAGCGCAGGGCUUCCACCUGAAUUUUAUGUCGAUAUAGAAAUCUUAUCGUGUGAAAACGAUAAAGAAGCUGUACUGGUCGUUUCAUCUGAUUCUAUAUCCUUAUUUCAGAUCGGAUUUACAAUGGAGGAAAAUUCAAAAUCGGAUUUUGACAAACAGCUUUCACUGAUCUUAAAAAUAUGUGCGCAUAAAAACCAAGAAACAAACUUGAGAAAACAGUUGGCAAAUCACAAAUCUCAAGAGGGAAGGCCGCUAAGAAAGAGAAGGAAGAAAAGUUCAAGUGCUAGUGACCCCGGAAAACUACUGAAAAAUCGUGUACAUGAACUAUCUCUGUCUUACAAGGAUUUUGAAUGCUCUCAAAUCGUAUUAAAGCAUGACGAGGUUUCUUCGAAACGGUUAUUAUCCUUUACUUUAAUGCUGAAAUACAUUAAAAAUAAAUUCAAUCGGUUUUCCCCGGAGGCUAACCAAAUUUUGGAUUUACAAUACUCCAAUAGGUGCGAGAACGACUUUGAACAAUAUCAUGAACAUAAUCAUAUCCACUCCAAAUUCAUUCAAAAGCAAUUCACUUCUCAAAUCCUGGAAUAUAGUAAAGAUAGGCUGUCAAAGAUCAAGCCAUUCUUAUCCCAAUCUAUACCCGGCCUAAAAGCCAAUCUUUUACCAUUUCAACGAGAAAGUGUUGAGUGGAUGCUAACCAAGGAAGGACGUGGCGUCUCUCUCGGUGAUAAGCCUAUAACGAUCGACGAAGUAGGGCUUAAGAACUUUAUGAAUGAUUACUAUGCAUACGGCUAUGAAUUAAUUGUACGCAGCCCUGAUGAGGCAGCACCAUCGUUGUUAUGGAACAAAUUAACAGGUUAUAUUCUAAGUGUUGAUGACGCUGCACAUUUGUAUGAUCAGUAUAGACAGGAAAACAAGAAUAAUGAUGACCCCAUUCGUGCGAAAGGUGUGUUGGCGGAAGAAAUGGGGCUGGGUAAAACCAUCGAGAUCUUGUCUCUAAUACUUUUAAAUAAAAGAGAUUUAAAAGACUCAGAAGCAACGUUCAUUGAUGCUGAAAACAGAACAGUAACGAAAACCAAAGCAACUUUGAUUAUUUGUCCCAAUGCUAUCUUGAAACAGUGGCUCGAGGAAACUGAAUUGCAUGCAAAUUCCUUAAGAUGGUACAACUAUAAAGGAUAUAAUGAGAUAAUGACCCAUUGUGAAACUGUAGAUGAUGCUGUCCACAAAUUAUGUCAAUACGACAUCAUAGUCACUUCAUAUAAUGUUAUUGCAACGGAGGUCCAUCAUGCAGAAUUCAACCGUAGUAUCAGAUCAAGAAGGUUGAAAAGCCCUAAGUAUGACUAUUCCUCACCCUUAGCUUUGAUGCAGUUUUAUCGUAUUAUUCUGGAUGAGGUUCAAAUGUUACGUAGUUCAUCAACAUACUCUGCAAAAUGUACGAGCCUCCUUCACAGAAUACACACGUGGGGCGUAUCUGGGACUCCAAUACAGAACAUCUACAACUAUAGAAUGAUCAUGUCUUACCUAAAGCUGCAUCCAUUCUGUGAUGAGGUAGAUUUUAUUCAGGCUCUUCAAGAGGAGAUAAAACUGCGGAAUGAUGCUAACGAUUAUACAGACAAUAGUUUGGUAUGUCGGUUAAAGGGUGUUCGAUUCUCCAUCAAAGAAUGUAUGAACAUUUUUUAUAGGUACGAUCUUUGCAUAAGGCAUUCCAAAUCUGACGUUUCCUCUCAAAUUAAUAUUCCUCAACAGCAUAACUUUAUCAUUCCUUUGGAAUUUGCACCUAUUGAGUGGGAUAACUAUCAGAAUCUUUGGAAUAACUUUUUAGAGUUGAGUGGCUAUAACACAGAUGGUGCUGGGUCACCUCGUGUAAGCAACGCCUUUCUGAAUGAAUGGUUGGCUAGACUACGAUACAUUUGCUGUCAUGCACUAUUUCCAGAAAUUCUGAAUACCCGACAAAAACGUCUCCAUGGACAUUUGACAAAAAUCUCAAAUAUAGACGAUAUUUUAAUUUCUAUGCGAAUGGAUGCAUUUGACAGUCUUAUUGGCUAUUAUAGGGAGAAGUUUCAAUUGUCAAUCAAGCAGGCACAACACGAACUAGAAUUUUCUAAUGAACCAUCAAGGGCGCUUCAAUCGUUGAUCAACAUUAAAGACGAUCUGGAAAUACAUUUGAGGCAUAAAUUUGAUGUCGAAGAUCCGUUCGACAAAUAUCUGAAUUUUAGUGAAGGUGAAGACGAACAUGGAGAGGAAACGUUGGAUGAAAGUGAGGAGAAAUCCCUAACAAACGAAAAUGACAGGUGGACAAGUGCCACCAAGGACAAUGAAAAUCACGGCGAUGAUGAAAAAUUAUCCAGCCACUUGAAGAAAAAGGGGUUACGUGCUAUGGUGAAUCUAUUGCAUGAUUGCUACUUCUUUCUUGGUUCUGCCUAUUAUAAUUUGGGCACCCGCAAAAUAGAAGAAGUUUAUGACAAAAAUCAAAAAGAAAAAGUCAGAAAGUUGGACUAUUCAGAUUUCUUCUCAAAGAAUGAAUUAGAAGAGAUUGAAAAGAAUAGACUUUUAGAACAAGAAAGUUAUUCCAACGCAGAAAUUCUGAGAAAAUCGAUCCUUUCUUCGGAGGCUAAAAAAGUUGGUACAACUAUUGAAUUGGCCAGAAAUAAAUUUGGUCUUUCCACCAGUAAAGUACCUCUGCAAUUGGUAAAUAUCGACUUUGAUCAUAUAAAUGAUUACUCGACCAAUUUAGGAGUAUCCCGUUGUUUCAAGUCUUUGAGCAAACUAAUACAUGCAUUGAAUGAACAGGCCAAGCACUUCAAUGAUCUAUUAGAUAAAUUGCUCUUUACCAUUUACGAACCAGUCUACAAGACAGAAGAAAAUGAUUCUAGCGAUACAAUUGUUGGUGGCGAAGAAUAUUCAACGUCGAUUGAUAGUCAAGACAAAAUAUUCAGUCUCCUCGGUUGUUUAGAGAUAAUUUUACAGAAUAGGGAUAAUAUUUUAACUUCUGACUCUGAAGUUAAAAUUCCCAAGCACCUGGUGCCUGAAGGUUCAAUAAUUUCCAAGUACCAAAAGCAGCUAUUGAACAAUUUGUGUUUGAUAGCAGGAACUCCCUUGCGAACUAUCUUUGACGAUUUAAAGAAUAACCGGAUAGUAAGACGUAUAUCGUCAGAAAAUGAAAACGAAACCCCUAUUGAAAAUUUUGAAGAUUAUUUGCUACAAUACGAAACGGAAGGUAAGAACUUGUUCAGACAUAAUAAACAGAUUAGAGAAUCUUUGAAAUUUUUAGGUUCAAUUUAUAAUGCCAAGACAGAGUAUUAUAGUCAGUUACAAAGAAUAUCCGAUUCCUUAGUAUCGCUGCAUUCAUUAAGUCCUCCGCAGCUAAGUCACCUGAUGAAAACUAUCAAAAAGUCAUUGGGUGGUGCCUUAGAUGCAAAAAUCAACAACACUGAAUCACGGUUAGUAUAUUUAAAGAAUUUAUCGCGAUUGAAGGACACGUUGAACGAGAAUCAAAUUCUGAGCUGCUCUAUAUGCUUGGGUGAUGUUGAGAUAGGUGCUAUAAUUAAAUGUGGGCAUUAUUUUUGCAAGAAUUGUAUUCUUACUUGGUUACGAGCUCAUAACAAAUGUCCAAUAUGUAAGAGCUUCUGUAGCGUAUCGGAGGUUUACAAUUUUAAAUUCAAGAACACAAAGGAAAGGAAGGAAAAGGAUGCUCAGGAGCCACAAAACGAUGGUAAUGGUUUAACUCAAGAAACAUCAAGUGGGGGUUCUACUAUAUCUAGUGUAAGCGAGGUGGAAAAGCUCUUUGGAAAUAAAUACAAACAAUUCCAUCAAAUGAAUGAGGUUCAUCAGAUUCACAUAAAAGAAAGUUUUGGCGCUAAAAUUGAUUUCGUCAUUAAACUUAUUUCUUAUCUGAAAUUAAAAAGUGAACAGGAAAAUGCUGAGCCGCCACAAGUCAUUCUGUACUCGCAAAAGACAGAAUAUUUAAAGGUUAUUGGUAAGGUCUUAAAACUGUAUCGCAUCGAGUAUUUGGCAUGUCUAUCUAACACAGCUGGUGUUGGUGAAACUAUAAACAACUUCAAACGUCAGCCUUCAGUCACUUGCUUACUCUUGAACGUGAAGACGUUAGGCGCCGGCUUAAAUUUGAUAAACGCAAAACAUAUAUUCCUGCUAGACCCUAUCCUCAAUAAUGGUGAUGAACAACAAGCAAUGGGAAGGAAUAAUCGUAUAGGACAGAACAAGGAAACUUUUGUCUGGAAUUUUAUGAUUAAAAAUACGGUCGAGGAAAACAUUCUCAGAUAUAAAUGUAUCCUAGAAGAGCGCAAAAGAAAAGAGAGGUCAAAUAGAAGCGACAACUGUGACAGCAGACAAAUUUAUAGGGAUGAGGAGGAAAAUGACGAUGCUAAAUUUGAGAUAAGCGUGGGUGAUCAAGAAGUUAGUAAUGAGCACUUGUGGAAUUGCUUCUUCCAUAAAAAUGAUUAA